AUGGGGGAGGAUGACAACCCCGUCGCCAAGUUCAGUCACGGAAAACGCUUUGGAGAGUGGGUUAUAGUGAAAAAAUUGGAUGAAGGUGGUUUUGGACAUGUUUAUAAGGUGGAGAGCACAAAACGGAAAGGACAGGCGGCCGCGCUGAAAGCAGAGCCAAACGAUGUCGAAGGAGGAUCAGCCAUCAAGCUUGAGAUCGCAAUCCUUCGAGCCAUGACCGAAUCUGGAGAUAAACCACACAUUCCAAGCGUAUUCCAUGCUGCCAAGCACAAGAAGUACUGCUAUAUGCUUAACUGCCCUAAAGAACUGAUGUCUCCUGGAACAUGGAGCCGUAUCGCGGUACAGUGCUUGUACAGCGUGAAACUUGUGCACGACUAUGGCUACGUCCAUCGCGACAUCAAGCCGAAUAAUUUCGUGAUGGGACACCGAGAUGAUCUUGAAAGGGCUCGCAUUGUUCACAUACUCGAUUUCGGACUCGCACGAUCGUAUGCUGCUUUUGUAAGUGUAAAUCUUCCCAUUUAA
This is a messenger RNA of Ostertagia ostertagi, 522 nucleotides long. The record is from the annotation of a GenBank genome assembly. Lineage: Eukaryota; Metazoa; Nematoda; Chromadorea; Rhabditida; Trichostrongylidae.